Messenger RNA from Scylla paramamosain (green mud crab), 1916 nucleotides. RefSeq lists its product as uncharacterized. Gene Ontology annotation, biological process: nervous system development. Lineage: Eukaryota; Metazoa; Arthropoda; Malacostraca; Decapoda; Portunidae. Gene Ontology annotation, cellular component: external side of plasma membrane; signaling receptor complex. Bases 272 to 1786 code for a protein of 504 amino acids. Gene Ontology annotation, molecular function: signaling receptor activity. The transcript has 13 exons. The record is from RefSeq and is a predicted model, not a curated record.
UCACGCCUUCCUCUCCUUCCUACAGGCGCAGGUGGAACAGAGCAGCAGGAGAAGCAGAUCCUUAAUUGCCUCUUGGCCAAGCAGCUUUGCGAGGAGGACUCCAACUGCUCAGCCAUCCUCAAGGUCAUUCCUACACUAUGCGGCCCGGAACUGGUGGCGUGCUCGACAGUCACAGUGUCAAGGUGCCAGGCGGCGCUCAGAACCCUGGUGCAGUUCCCCUGGUUCCAGCCCACCUGUCUGUGCCGGGAGCCGCGCCUCGACCCGCAGUGCAAUGCCUUCAGGGACCUCCUCUUCGACCACCCCUGUGUCUUCGUCAGCAGGAAAGAAGUGGACAUGCACCCGCUGCAGUACAUCCCCACCUGCCAGCUGGCCUCCACCAUCUGCCAAGGCAAUCCGUGGUGCCAGCAACGCCUCGACAGUUUCCGCGCCACCUGCAAGUUCCGUGGGAGGAGAAUGCUACAACUCUGACAGAGAGGUGUGCAUGAGGGCGUGGCUGCAGCUGCGGGAGACACCUUUGCUGGGAUGUAUCUGUCCUGACGACAAGGACAAGAAGUGCUCCCGCCUAUACUCACUUGUCAACAAGAACCCCUGUGUCGGGGAGCGGUACCCAGGGCGCUUGGCGGCCAUGUCGCGGGUGGCGGCCGCCCUGGAGCUGCCGCUCUCUAAGGCGGUGCCGGUGCCCACGGCCGCCGCCACGCACCUCAUCAUCUCCUCUUCCCAAGCUGAACCCCUCUUCCCCCUCUCCACCAUCCACCACUACCUCCAGCACCUGCCGGUGACCAAGACCGACCACAACGUAUCUCUGGAGCAGCUCAAAUAUCUGGCGGGGACCUGUCAGUCAGCCCUCGAAGACUGCGUGGCGGAACCCGGCUGCCGUAGCUACCUGCACCUGCUGAACGGCCACUGCGAGGACGGCAAGUGCCACCGCGACGCCUGCAUGAGCUCAGUGCAGGACAUCUAUAAGUAUCUGCUGGAGACCAACCAGGAGCUUGCCCUCAAGAUCGCUCUCUGCGUGUGUCGGAAACACGACGGCCGGGAGGAGGAGGGAUGCCGGAGUGCUCAACGGCGCCUCCACCCGCCGUGCGCCGAGACCACCGAGACGCCCUCUAUCAGCCAGUGCCACAACCUGGGCCGGGACUGCCGCGGCGACCGAGUUUGCAGGUAUCGGCUGGAGCACUACGAGCUGUCCUGCGCGGCGGACACAGUGACGGGUCGCUGCGCAGGCCACCACCGGGAGUGUACCAAGGCCAUGCUGGGCUUGCUGGGCACUGACCUGCACACGAACUGCGUCUGUAAGGGCGUCGCCUUCCAGGACAUCAACCAGUGCCUGGCCUGGAAGCGUCUUCUCUGGGGCAACCCUUGUGUAGUUGAGGCUCAGCUGACCUACCACCUAAAGAGACUGGGCUUCAAGGUGGACAUCCUGGCGCCAGUCUUCAUGGAGGAGGACGAGAGGGAGAAGAGCAUCUAUGCCAAAGAAAAGAACUCCAAACUGGCCGGGGGUCGUGGACGAGGACAAGACGACGACCACGACGACGACCACAACCACGAUGACGACCACGACAUUCGCUCAGACGACCAGAACGACGUUAACGUGGAGGCGGACGACGGGACGCGGCUGCAGGCUCGGAAGGUGGCCAGCAGUGCCCCAGGCGACCACACCCCCCCACACGCCGCCCCCGCCGGUCUCACCUCCACCACCACCACCACUACCACCACCACCACCACUACCACCCCCGCCCACCACCACCACCAUACCCACGACAACGCUGCCGGAGAGAUACUGUGAGGUGCGGCGCCCGUGGGACUCCCGCUCCCACAUCAUAGAGGAGGGAGGCAGCAUGCGGCUUUAUAACGAAGGUGACCACGACUGCUCAGAGUUAUGCUUUUGCGAAAUACACGAGAGGACAAAAUGCAAG